AUGGCGUCAUUCAGCCCAAAGACUAUUAUUGCCUUUCUCCUCCUCAUCUUCUAUGGAUUCCUCAAUGUCGCAAACGCCGCUGGAGUUGCAGUUGCUGAUGCUCAGGGGCGGCCACAAUGCACAGUGACCGCCAAUGGCGACAAGGUUAGCGACGUGGACAACAUAUUGGAAGCUUUUACUGUUUGUGGCACAUCUGGAAUCGUCAUAUUCCCCGAAGGCGAGAACUACUGGAUCGAUAGAAAGCUUAACCCCCUCGUCCAUGACGUGGAUAUUCAAUGGCGGGGAGAAUGGACUUUCUCUGACAACAUCACUUUCUGGAGAUCCGAUGGCUAUUUCAUCUUCUACCAAAACCACCGUGCUGGCUUCGUGCUCUCUGGUGAUGGGAUUCGUAUCAAUGGUUAUGGAACUGGCGGUAUCCACGGAAACGGGGACGCAUGGUAUACCGCCGAAAAGGGUGCCACAGUUGAAGGCCGUCCCAUGCCAUUCGUUCUUUGGAACGUCAGUGAUGUGACAGUCAAGAACUUUUACAUAAAACAGCCCCAAUUUUGGGCCUACAACAUCAUGAACGGAACGGAUAUGUACUUCGAGAAUAUCUCUGUCAAUGCUACUUCUACAAAAGCACCAUCUCGAUACAACUGGGUUCAAAACACAGAUGGUUUUGACACAAUGGAUGUACAUAAUGUUCGCGUCAAGGGCUUCAAUUACACCGGCGGAGAUGACUGCGUUGCCAUCAAGCCCCGAUCGUACAAUGUUACCUUGGAAGGCGUCAUCUGCAACGGUGGCAACGGUAUUGCGAUUGGAAGCUUGGGUCAGUACCUCGAGGACUGCAGCGUAGAAGAUAUUGUUAUGGACGAUUUACUGCUCAAACGUGGGCCGGUCGAUUUGCGCUACGGGAUCUAUCUCAAAACGUGGAUCGGAGAACUCGUGCCUCAAGACAACUACGAGAGCGCAGGAGAACCCCGCGGCGGCGGUUGGGGCCGAAUUCGCAACGCUUUCUUCUCAAAUGUUCGCUACGAUAGGGUGAAUCAUGCCCCUUCCAUUUACCAAACCAAUGGCGACAAUGGGUCAUAUGCCGGUACGAGCAACAUGGAGAUAUCAAAUGUUGUCUUCGCCAAUAUCACCGGGACGCUAUCCGGCACGACGAACCGAGUCAGCCUGACUUGUAGUCAAAGGUUCCCGUGUCACGACAUUAAUUUCCAGAACUUUGAUCUAGCUGCUGGGAAUGUAACGACUACUAGCUGUACAGGCCGGUGGACUUUGGCAGACACCGUGACCGGACUCCCAGGGUGUUGA
This is a messenger RNA of Colletotrichum phormii, 1293 nucleotides long. RefSeq names its product polygalacturonase. The record is from RefSeq and is a predicted model, not a curated record. The transcript is spliced from 5 exons. Gene Ontology annotation, molecular function: polygalacturonase activity. Lineage: Eukaryota; Fungi; Ascomycota; Sordariomycetes; Glomerellales; Glomerellaceae. Bases 1 to 1293 code for a protein of 430 amino acids. Gene Ontology annotation, biological process: carbohydrate metabolic process.